UUUCCAGAACAGUUUCUGAUCUUCAUCAGAAAGAAAAAUGGCAGCUGACAAACCAAGCUCUAAAGGCCAAGCAUGGUUCUGUGCCACUGGAUUACCAAGUGAUAUUAUCAUUGAGGUUGAUGAUAUGACUUUUCAUCUCCAUAAGUUUCCCCUGAUAUCCAAAAGCCGAAAGCUUGAUCAGUUAAUAGAAGAGCAAGGUCGGAAAUCAGCUACUGCAACCGUUGCCAAACAAAAGCAGCGUGAAACAGAGACUGAAAUCGAAGAAGAAACAGAGGAAUAUCAAGAGCAACAAGAUGAUGCUGAUGAAGAAGGAUAUCGUUACCGGAUAUCUCUUCAGGGUUUCCCCGGUGGUUCCGACACUUUUGAAACCGCCGCCAAAUUCUGUUACGGCGUUAAAAUAGAUCUCUCAUCCUCCACCAUCGUUCCUCUCCGCUGCGCCGCCGAGUUUCUCGAAAUGACUGAUGAGUACUCGGAGGAUAACCUUAUUUCCAAAACCGAAAGGUUCCUUUCUCAAUCCAUUUUUAAAAGCCUUAAAGAAUCGAUCAAGGCGUUGAAAUCAUGUGAAUCAGUGGUGUCUUUAGCGGAAUCUUUAGGCAUUGUUCAAAGAUUGAUUGAUUCGAUUGCUUCGAGAGCUUCUUCUGUAGACCCAACACUGUUUGGCUGGCCAGUGAAUGAAGGAGCGAUUGAAGCUAAAGGAGCCUCGACUCAAGCUUUAUGGAACGGAAUCGAAACUGGUUUGAGAAGAAAAGCUCUAGCUCGAACAAACAAUCUAGAGUCGUGGUUUGAAGAUCUGGCAAUGCUGAGUUUACCGUUGUUUAAACGCUUCAUUUUAACGUUGAAAAGGCGAGAUCUGAGUCCAGAGGUCAUAGAAAGCUGCCUUAUGUGUUACGCUAAGAAGUACAUUCCAGGAACUUCUCGCUCAAAUCGGAAACCGUCAUCGUCGUUGGCUGCCGCUAUUUCAGAGAGUGAACAGCGAGAGCUUUUGGAGACUAUUAUCUCGAACCUCCCCUUAGAAAAGACCCGUUCAUCAACCGCGAUGCGGUUCUUAUUCGGUUUGUUACGAACCGCUAAUAUAUUAAACUCAUCGGAACCUAGCAAAGCGGCAUUGGAGAAGAAGAUCGGUUUCCAGCUCGAGCAAGCAACGUUAGACGAUCUUUUAAUCCCGAGCUAUUCGUAUCUCAAUGAAACGCUCUAUGACGUUGAUUGUAUUGAGAGGAUUUUAGGUUAUUUUUUGGAUGGAUUAGAAGAGAGAAGCGCCGCUGGAAUAGAAGCCGAAAACGAAGGAAACGACGAUAAUAUCAUUAAUAGUAGUAGACUGCCUUCAUUAAUGCUCGUUGGAAAAUUAAUCGAUGGUUACCUUUGCGAGAUCGCAUCUGACGCCAACUUGAAGCCGGAUAAGUUUUAUAAUCUCGCAAUUUCACUUCCUGAUCAAGCUAGAAACAUCGACGACGGACUUUACAGAGCUGUUGAUGUAUACCUCAAGGCGCAUCCUUGGAUACCGGAAUCGGAGCGGGAAAAAAUAUGCGGAGUAUUAGACUGUCAAAAGCUGACACUAGAAGCAUGCACGCACGCUGCACAAAACGAGCGGUUGCCGUUACGUUUGGUAGUCCAAGUGUUGUUCUUCGAGCAGCUGCAGCUACGCCACGCAAUUGCCGGCACGUUGUUGGCAGCGGAAGCGGCGCCAAUGAAUGCGGGGAGGUUGUCGGAGACGAGGAGGGAAGGGGAAGAGGAAGAUGAAGAAAGGGUGUCAGAAUCACGUGGGGAGGAAGGCAGAAGAAGCAGUAGCAGGUGGAGAGUAGCGUUGAGGGAGAAUCAGGUGCUGCGACUGGAUAUGGAUAGCAUGAGGACGCGGGUACAUCAACUGGAGAGGGAAUGUUCCACGAUGAAGAAAGGGAUCCAGAAGAUUGAGAAAGAAGGUCCACGUGGCGGUUGUUGGAGGGGGUCGUUGAAUAAAAGGUUUGGGUGUAAGUUCAAGACUCAAGUUUGUGAUUCCCACGGAUCAACGGUUGCAGAGACACGAAGGGGAAGACAUCAUCAUCAACAAUAGAGUUGAGCGACAAUGAGGUUGUCUCUUUUUCCUAAUUUUCAUUUUAUUUGGAGAAUUUUGUUGAUUGAACUUAUCUUUUGAGGCAGCGGACAAGUAAAUAAUGAAAAUGACAGGUCCUGUUAGGUUAGUGGAGAAGGGUGACCAUUUAUUUACUGAAAAGUAUUUCAGUUUUGUGCUGCGUGGAAGCAUAAUGGCGGAUCAAACUAAGAGUACAAGACCCUCAUCUGUGUUUUCUUUUAAAUUCAAUCUUUGUGUGACCUUUGAGCUUUUAGUUUAUAUGUAUAGGCUCCAUUUCAACCCUAAAUUCUGGUCGUACAAAAUCAAGAUGGUGGUGGUAGGGAUUCGAGAGAUGUUUGGGUGAGAUAUGGUUUGAAAUCAAUGUACUGUGUUCUGCCAAAAGUUACAAGAGUACAAUGAUAAUCAGAACUCAGCGAUAGGCAUAGUGUUUGAAUGCCUCCUUUCUCUUUGUAUGGUAUGGUUAAUAAAGGCUCCAAAUUGUGCCGACUUUAGA
Molecule: messenger RNA, 2558 nt
Organism: Hibiscus syriacus
Lineage: Eukaryota; Viridiplantae; Streptophyta; Magnoliopsida; Malvales; Malvaceae
Product: BTB/POZ domain-containing protein At5g66560-like
Exons: 4
Coding region: 38-2047 (669 amino acids)
Molecular function (GO): protein binding
Source: RefSeq, a predicted model, not a curated record